Molecule: messenger RNA, 1481 nt
Organism: Sorghum bicolor (sorghum)
Lineage: Eukaryota; Viridiplantae; Streptophyta; Magnoliopsida; Poales; Poaceae
Product: ubiquinone biosynthesis O-methyltransferase, mitochondrial
Exons: 9
Coding region: 137-1111 (324 amino acids)
Biological process (GO): ubiquinone biosynthetic process
Molecular function (GO): 2-methoxy-6-polyprenyl-1,4-benzoquinol methyltransferase activity
Source: RefSeq, a predicted model, not a curated record
GACGGCCCUUCUCCGAGGUCCGAUUAGCGAAGUGGAAAUCGAUUUGUCCACAUCUCAGGCGGACACCGCCGUGUCGGUCCCGCGUCCUAAACCUCUCACCUCGCCGGCGUCCGGCAGGCGCGCGAAGCCGCGAACGAUGCUCCGCCGCGCCCUCCUCUCCUCCGCCUCCCCAGCACUCCACGGCAGGGCACGAAUCCGAGCCCUGCUUCCCCAAUGGAGCAGCUACGCCUCCGUGGCCUCCUCCUCGGCCCCGCCGCCGGAGCAGCCGCCGCCGCCACCACCACCUCCAUCUCCGCCUCGAGGUCCGUCGAGGUCGGGCGGUGGUGGUCCCACUGUCUCGUCGCUGAACCCUGCAGAGGUUGCCAAGUUCGCUUCCAUCGCCGAGACUUGGUGGGAUUCUAGCGGUCCAUUCAAACCUCUGCAUGUGAUGAAUCCAACCCGACUGUCUUUUAUCCGCUCCACUCUUUGUAGACAUUUCAGGAGGGAUCCAAAUUCGUCCAAGCCACUUGAAGGUCUCAAAGUUAUUGAUGUUGGAUGUGGAGGUGGCAUUCUGUCAGAGCCUCUUGCUCGAAUGGGUGCUACGGUGACUGGAAUUGAUGCCGUUGACAAGAAUAUAAAGAUUGCAAGUAUUCAUGCGGCAUCUGAUCCAACAACUGCUUCAAUUGAGUAUUGUUGUGCAACAGCUGAGGAACUGGUAAAAGAGAAAAGGCUGUUCGAUGCUGUAAUUUCUCUUGAGGUGAUUGAGCAUGUCGCUAAUCCUUUGGAGUUCUGUGAAUCCCUCUCGGCUUUGACAGCUCCUAAUGGUGCCACUGUGGUUUCCACAAUCAACCGGUCAAUGAGAGCAUAUGCCACUGCAAUAGUUGCUGCUGAGUAUAUCCUCAGAUGGCUUCCUAGAGGCACACAUGAAUGGUCCAAACUGGUUACCCCUGAGGAGCUUGUCCUAAUGCUGCAAAGGGCUUCUGUCUCCGUCGAAGAGAUGGCAGGGUUCGUUUAUAAUCCGUUGAGUGGAGAGUGGUCCCUGUCAGAUGAUAUCGGUGUGAACUACAUUGCUUUUGGCGUCAAGAAGAGCGAAGCAUCGUCGACAAAUGGAAGAGAAGCAGGUUUAUCAUAGUUGAAGAAAAAGAACCGACCUUGAAUUAUUGGUGCAUCAUUUUCAGAGGACCAAAUCAUCAUGUCACUGAAAUCUUAAUGCUAAGGAUGCAACCAAGUAGCAAAAGAGAACUCCCUUGCCCUUUUUUUUUUUGUCAGCAUUGGAAUCUGCUGGGGCUUGUGGAGUGAUACUGCGUGGAAGUGGCAUUUAGAAGUCAAGGUUGAUGAGACACGACUGCUAACAAGUAGUGCUAGCUCUGCCAUUUUUGGGGGUAUAAAUGUAUUACAAGGAUGGUUUCAGACAGUUUUUCUCAAUUUUGUGGCAAUCACUGAUGUUCUAAUAAAAUACUACUACAGUACUGUUACGUGAAAAUUUGCCAUUUUUGGGGGUA